Molecule: messenger RNA, 2091 nt
Organism: Cucurbita maxima (winter squash)
Lineage: Eukaryota; Viridiplantae; Streptophyta; Magnoliopsida; Cucurbitales; Cucurbitaceae
Product: protein SAR DEFICIENT 1-like
Exons: 12
Coding region: 345-1820 (491 amino acids)
Biological process (GO): regulation of salicylic acid biosynthetic process
Cellular component (GO): nucleus
Molecular function (GO): calmodulin binding; DNA-binding transcription factor activity; sequence-specific DNA binding
Source: RefSeq, a predicted model, not a curated record
GAAUGAACAGCCGUGAGAGAUAAAAGCCGCCGAAAUGGAGGGGGGACAGAGCCGGUAAUGGCGAAAGAGAGAUCUGCGCGUUCCUGGAAACUCGAAGCUUGGGAAAAAUGGCGUCAAGAGUUCAUCUCGCAAUGUCAAAUAAACCUUCGUACGGUCGGCGCAUUGACUAGACCAGGUGGUCAGUCCACACAGUGCGAGAAAUUCAAAUUAAUGUAAUUGUUUGAUUGGAUGUGGGGACAAUGAGAUCGGUUUUGCCCCUUUCAUUCACGUUCGCAGGCCCCUCUAACUUAAAGAACGUGAAAAUGGCUCAUUCGUUAAUGCUUUAAGUGCUGCUGCUAUAACCAAUGACUGAAUUUCCUAGAACUUCGAAGAAGAGGGCUUUUCAUAUCUACCAUGGCGAUGGUUAUGGAGCUCCAAAUCAAGAGUCAAAACGAAUCAAUAUACUUGGGACGGCUUUUCUGGAGGAUAGCAUGUUCACUAUUCUCGAACCUUUGAUUCGGAGAGUGGUAAGAGAAGAAACAGACUGUGCUAUUACCAAAAAUUUUCUCUCUUCUUCAAGCAGCUCAAUUAGCGAAGCUGAAACAACGACAGCAGGAUUUAGUAUGCAGCUGCUGUUUGAUGGCAAACUGCCAGAUCAAAUAUUCACAAACAAUCCACUGAAAGCCGAGGGGGGCAAACCAUUGGAAAUUCAUCUAUGCUAUGCCAAUUCCAAGACUGUAGUGGAAUCUGGUCCACUAUCAUCGGCGAAAGUCGAUUUUUCUGUCAUCAGUGGGCAAUUUUCCAGAGAUGAGGAUGAUUGGACUGAGGAGGAGUUCAAUUCUAAAAUUUUAAGUGAAAGAGAUGGUAAAAGACCUCUUUUAGCGGGAUCCCAGAGUAUCGUAUUGAAAAAUGGGGUUGGAAUAAUAAAAGAUCUAAGCGUUACUGAUAAUUCCAGCUGGAUCCCGAACAGGAAGUUCAUAUUGGGAGCUAAAAUUUCACAAAAAAACUCUGGAGAAUAUAGAGUUAAGCCAGCCAGAAGCUAUCCUUUUUCCGUCAAAGACUGCCGUGGAGAGAGGUAUAUGAAGCAUCAUCCUCCAAGUGUGCAAGAUGAAGUAUGGCGUUUGGAGAACAUUCGAAAAGAUGGUAAAUUCCAUCACCAGCUUACCAGACACAACAUUCACACUGUCGAAGACUUUCUCCGGCUGAAUGAAACAAAUCAACGCAAGUUGCGCUCCAUACUUGACCCAAUGUCAGAUAGGAUGUGGCAAAAAGUUUUGGAUCAUGCAAAAACUAGCAUCACGGGCAGUUGCACGGUUCCAAGAUGCCCAAAUGGAUGGGAUGGGGCAAUAGUUGAAGAUCUAAAGCAGCCAAUAUGUAUGAACAGAUUUGAUGAGCAACCAACCUUCAAACCUCCAUUGACCUACCGGCAAGCUGGUCCUAUUUCUCCGAAUCUACGGUUGCAUCCAUUGCCUGACGUCAUACAUUCACAAGAGAACCUGCAAAUUUGUGCUCCAAAUACUAACAACAGCGAACAAGAUGGAAUACCUUCAAUUUUCCAAAUACAUAACAGUCAUGCAGGCCAAAUCUUUCCUCCAAUACUGCAACCUGAUUACAUUGUAGAUGACUGUACUUUACUGAUACAAACUCCAGUUUACUAUCCCCCAGCAACACUCGGGCAUGGAAACGAGUUUCUUCCUUCUUCGAGUUAUGCAGCAGAGGCUGGGGCAAUGUCAAUCGAAUCUUCGAAAUGGAAAUGGAAAAGCCAAUAUUCAGACGUUGUCUCGCCGUGCUCCGGUUCUAAAAUGUCAAGUAACUUCCUUUAUUGUCUUAGUGUCGUGUAAUACUGCUCACCCAAGGAGUAAAUUUUCUGCUAAAUUUGCAGGUUCUUCUUAAUCUGCUUUAGGUUACUUUGUUUUAUUUUUUUGUAGAUAGUCCUCUUUUGUGUCCCUGCAAUAUUUAUCUUUCCCUUGGGGCCAAUGUGCAGCAAAGAGUCUGCUUUCCUCUUUUUAUCUAUAUAAGCUCUGCUAGUUGAAGUUGUUGUAACCUAUAAAACAAUUAGAAAGGAACAUAUGUUUUUCUUCGAAAUGAACAUCACAAGUAUACAGGUUCCUA